Messenger RNA from Cervus elaphus (red deer), 3409 nucleotides. RefSeq names its product SHC adaptor protein 3 (gene SHC3). Gene Ontology annotation, molecular function: receptor tyrosine kinase binding. The record is from RefSeq and is a predicted model, not a curated record. Bases 1330 to 3108 code for a protein of 592 amino acids. Gene Ontology annotation, biological process: cell surface receptor protein tyrosine kinase signaling pathway; intracellular signal transduction. NCBI's taxonomy places the organism in Eukaryota, Metazoa, Chordata, Mammalia, Artiodactyla, Cervidae. The transcript is spliced from 12 exons. Gene Ontology annotation, cellular component: plasma membrane.
CCAUGGUGACAGGGGUCAGUGGGUUUGCGUCUCCGCAGACCUUCUGGGGUGGGGUGGAGGGGCUCAAUGCUCUGUUCCGCGGACAGCGAGGAGGCCUGUGCGUUUCACUUGCAGCCGGUGUCUGACUCCUGAAAACAAGGCAUCCUUCGGCGGGCUUGAUGUGUACAGACAGCUGCUGCAUUUUUUCCCUUUCUUUCUGCAGGGUUGCAAGCAGCAACCAAAGGGAUAUUGAAAUGUAUUUGUAGCAUUUCUUAGGCAUUUCUCCAGAGCUUGAGCACAUUCAGUUGGAAUAAAGCUUCAAGCACAGCCCCCCUUUUGGAAUGGAUUUCUGGAGCUUGUUGCCAUUCAUCAAAGAAACACUCUUCUUUUUCAGAAGUAGGUUUUCAGCUUAACCCUGGCUGAGAAAGACUGCUGUAAAUGAUGAGAGAAGAGACCCUCAGUGGCUCUGGGCAGAAGUUCAUACGCAGAUUUUUUUUUUUUUUUUGGGAGGGGGAGGAACUGCAUUGCCACAAAGACUCUUGUCAUGGCUGCUCUGUUGACUUGAAAAAAAACCUUGGAGAUUGAUAUUUUAUGUUCACCUGGGAAUGAAUAUUUUCUUUUUGGCUAUUUAAGAAUUCCUGCUGCUUUCCAAAUCAAAAUUCAUGAGGAUCCGCUGAAGAUCUUAUUCUUAAAAAUCCUUCGUCACAUUUUAACGCUGCACCGUCAGACACUUUUCCAGGCUCACAGAUGGGCUGAACAGGGAAGAAAAAAACCCUAGCAUAGAAUAAUGGGUUUCAGAAAGUUCAUUUGAAGGAACAGGAUUUACCUCUGGCAUAGAUGUUGAGGGGGGCAGGGGAAGGGGAGGUGAAAAACCAAAGGUUGGAAGGAAAUGUCUGGGAAGGUAGAGAAAGGAAAUUUGAGAAUUGAUUGGCUCUAGAGUGCUGUCAGUGGGUGUAUGUGGUUUUUUUUUUUUCUUCUUCUUUUUUUUUUGCUACAGGAAGUGAUUUGCAGUGCUCACCGAGCCUUUGUUGAGAAGGGUCUCCUCUCGGAGUGAGUCAUGCUUUUGCUGUGAGCAGCCCCAAGCAGCUGGGCGCGCAGCAGAGGAAACUAUGACUUUUGCAAAGCGAACGUACCGCCCUCAGCAGCCGAGUCCGGGGCCGGGGCUGCGCGGCCGCGGCCGUGCGGGGUGUUAGCGGUGGGAGGCCGGCGCCGCUGCUCGCGCCCCCCAGCCUGCUGUCCCGGCCGCUCCGUCCCGCCCCGGGGACCGCGGCUCGCCUGCUAUGCGCGGCAGCCUGCGCCGGGGCCGGCACCUGCAGCGCCCGGGCGGAUGCGGCGAGCCCACGGAGGGGCAUGCUUCCACGCACCAAGUACAACCGCUUCAGGAAUGACUCGGUGACAUCGGUCGAUGACCUUCUGCACAACCUGUCGGUGAGCGGCGGUGGCAAGGUCUCGGCGGCGCGCGCGGCCCCGGCGGCGGCCCCCUACCUGGUGUCCGGAGAAGCGCUGCGCAGGGCGCCCGACGAUGGGCCGGGCAGCCUGGGCCAUCUGCUCCACAAGGUGUCCCACCUGAAACUCUCCAGCUCGGGCCUCCGCGGCCUGUCGGCGGCCAGGGAGCGGGCGGGCGCGCGGCUCUCGGGCAGCUGCAGCGCGCCCAGCCUGGCCGCCCCGGACGGCAGCGCGCCCCCCGGCCCCCGCGCCCCGGCCAUGCGCGCCGCCAGGAAGGGCCGACCCGGCGACGAGCCGCCGCCCCGCGCCCCGCACGCCAGCGACCAGGUGCUGGGGGCCGGAGUCACCUACGUCGUCAAGUAUCUGGGGUGCAUUGAAGUUCUUCGCUCAAUGAGGUCACUUGACUUUAGUACAAGGACACAAAUUACCAGGGAAGCCAUCAGCCGGGUUUGUGAAGCUGUCCCUGGAUCCAAGGGAGCCUUCAGGAAGAGAAAGCCUCCAAGCAAAAUGUUGUCCAGCAUCUUGGGCAAGAGCAACCUCCAGUUUGCAGGCAUGAGCAUUUCCCUGACUAUUUCCACCGCCAGCCUGAACCUGCGGACGCCGGACUCCAAACAGAUUAUAGCGAAUCAUCACAUGCAGUCCAUCUCCUUUGCCUCCGGGGGAGACCCGGACACAACAGACUACGUUGCGUACGUUGCUAAGGACCCUGUUAAUCGCAGAGCUUGUCACAUUCUGGAGUGUUGUGAUGGGCUGGCCCAGGAUGUCAUUGGCUCCAUCGGACAAGCCUUUGAGCUCCGGUUUAAGCAGUAUUUGCAAUGUCCUUCCAAGAUCGCUGCUCUUCAUGACCGAAUGCAGAGUCUAGAUGAGCCGUGGACUGAAGAGGAGAGUGUUGGCUCAGAUCACCCGUAUUACAACAGCGUUCCAAGCAAGACGCCUCCUCCAGGGGGGUUUGCCGAUGCUCGCCUGAAAGCCAGACCCCUCGGUCCUGACACGGCCCAGUUUGCAGGAAAAGAGCAAACUUACUACCAGGGGAGACACUUAGGAGACCCGUUUGGUGAAGACUGGCAGCCUACACCUGUCAGGCAAGGUGAGAGGCAAGGAUCCUUGGACAUCUACAGCAUGCCUGAAGGGAAAUCACACGUGGCUCCUACGGGAGAAGCCCCCACCUAUGUCAAUACCCAGCGUAUCCCCCAGCAGACGGGGCCGGCCACGGGCAGCAGUGCAGAGAGCAGCCCGCGGAAAGACCUCUUUGACAUGAAGCCUUUUGAAGAUGCCCUCAAGAUUCAGUCCUUGGGGCCUGUGUUGAGCAAGGCAGCCUCCAUGGAGUGCAUCAGCCCCGUCUCACCCAGAGCGCCAGAUGCCAAGAUGCUGGAAGAACUGAAAGCAGAGCCUUGGUACCAAGGGGAGAUGAGCAGGAAGGAGGCAGAAGGGCUGCUAAAGAGAGAUGGAGACUUCUUGGUCAGGAAGAGUACCACCAACCCGGGCUCCUUCGUCCUCACUGGCAUGCACAACGGCCAGGCCAAACACUUGCUGCUCGUGGACCCAGAAGGCACGAUCCGGACAAAGGACAGGAUCUUUGACAGUAUCAGUCACCUCAUCAACCACCACCUGGAAAACAGCCUGCCCAUCGUCUCCGCCGGGAGCGAGCUCUGCCUGCAGCAGCCAGUGGAGAGGAACCCGUGACCUGCCAGCUGCCCUGUCCGACACCGCACCUGUGGUCAGGAGGGCUUGGUUCUUCCCAGUAGAUGGAUAUCGGGCCCUGGGAAUGUGGGCAGCUGUCCAUUGGCUCAGAGCUUUGUGCAGAAGCCCCAGGAGGAAGGCUUCCCUAAGAUGCAAGUUUCAUAAACUUGUUCAGAAUUCUCAUUAGCAUAUUAAAGGUGUACAUACCUAUACAUCCUGUACAAAUUAUCCCUCUAUAUUUAUAUUUUUUAAGACUAAGAAAGAUGUAAGACUAAUGUUCUGUGCUGUAUGUUUUUAAUGAAAA